Messenger RNA from Ruditapes philippinarum (Manila clam), 1246 nucleotides. RefSeq names its product sodium-coupled monocarboxylate transporter 1-like. Gene Ontology annotation, biological process: sodium ion transport; transmembrane transport. Gene Ontology annotation, molecular function: symporter activity. NCBI's taxonomy places the organism in Eukaryota, Metazoa, Mollusca, Bivalvia, Venerida, Veneridae. Gene Ontology annotation, cellular component: membrane. Bases 5 to 1246 code for a protein of 413 amino acids. The transcript has 11 exons. The record is from RefSeq and is a predicted model, not a curated record.
AAGUAUGUCAAUGGGACUCUUUGCACCUGCAAUUGCUCUGAAUCAAGUAAUGAACAUCGACAUGCUGAUUUCCAUCCUUGUGAUCGGUGCCAUCUGUACAUUCUACACGGCUAUCGGCGGUCUUAAAGCAGUGAUGUGGACCGAUACGUUCCAAAUGGUGAUUAUUAUGGGUGGAAUAAUUGCCGUUCUAGUGCAAGGAUCAGAGGAGGUCGGCGGAUUCAAUAAAAUAUGGGAAACAGCUAAAGACGGGGGUAGACUGGAUAUAGUUAAUUUUGAUCCCAGCCCUUUAGAGAGGCAUACGUUUUGGACGUUAGUGAUAGGCGGAGGAAUAACUACAUUAACUGUCUAUGCCGGGAACCAGGCCAUGGUACAAAGAUACCUCAGUAUGGAGUCAAUCAAGAAAGCUCAAAUCGCCCUGUAUCUACAGUUGCCCGCCGGAGUUAUAGUGACAACGCUGUUUGUGUAUGCCGGACUACUUUUAUUUGCCAAAUAUCCAGUUGAUCCUAUCUCAGACUGCACUAUAUCGCUUCCCGACCAGUUAAUACCAUGGCUGGUAAUAGAUGUAUUAGGGGACUUCCCAGGCUUACCUGGAGUUCUUCUGGCCUGUAUAUUCAGCGCAUCUCUGAGUACGGUUUCGUCCGGUAUAAAUGCAAUAGCCUUGGUAUUCAUGGCAGAUAUCGUCCAACCUGCAUAUCUGGCUAUAAAAGGAAAAACUCUCAAAGAACCUAAAGCAACUAUAGUCUCCAAAUUUAUAGCAAUUAUCAGUGGCGGUGUAACAAUAGGUCUAGCUUUUAUUGCUGAGCUGUUUGGGGAUUUAAUUCUACAAGUUGCUCUUAGUAUUUAUGGUAUGAUUGGAGGUCCAUUGCUCGGUGUGUUUGUGUGCGCCAUGUUUAUACCAAUGGUCAAUGAAUGGGGAGCUGUCAGUGGGCUUCUUGUUGGAUUAGCUAUGUCAUCAUGGCUGUCUGUCGGUUCAAUUAUGAUGGCAAAUGACAAUAGGCCUCCACCGCCGGUAUGCUCUGCACCCGAUAACGUCAUCGGCAAUAUGACAAACAUGACGUCAGUAAUGACGUCAGUAGUGACGACAUCAAUGACAACAAUGAUAGACAAUUCUACAGGCCCAGUAGAGCUGGAGUCAUUAAGCCGGUUAGAGAUGUUUUACAGUCUAUCAUAUCUCUGGUACAGCGCUUUUGCUGUUUGUGUGGUGAUUUUAGUGGCUGUUCCAGUCAGUUGUAUUACAGUACAAUAA